Molecule: messenger RNA, 173 nt
Organism: Perkinsus marinus ATCC 50983
Lineage: Eukaryota; Perkinsozoa; Perkinsida; Perkinsidae
Exons: 1
Source: RefSeq, a predicted model, not a curated record
GUCUUUUCAACACUGGUGAGGAGCAGGCCUAUAAGCCAGAGUUAGUCUUUGUCAUCGACUUGGUUGACACAAAGGCUGAAGAUAUCCUAUCGAGACAGGCUGUGGACAAUUGGGAACAUAGCAGGAUACGAGCGGUAGGGCGGUCGGCUCAAUGGUGGGGUGGUCGUAUGUAA